GAAGUAGCUGCGUUGCGCAAAUUGAUAUUAGUCUAUUACCAAGAUAGAGCAAACGAGAGACCAAAACAGAGACGAGGUAGAAAUGGGGGAUUUAUAUGCCCUCGAUUUCGAUGGUAUUUUAUGCGAUAGUUGUGGCGAAAGCUCCCUUUCUGCUGUCAAGGCUGCCAAGGUUCGAUGGCCGAGUCUAUUCAUCGGCGUUGAUUCAGCCACUGAAGACUGGAUUGUUGACCAAAUGCAUAUUGUGCGACCUGUGGUUGAAACAGGGUAUGAAAAUUUGUUGCUUGUGAGGUUGCUGUUGGAGAUUAGGAUUCCUUCCCUCCGUAAAUCUUCAGUUGCAGAAGGGCUCACCAUUGAAGGCAUACUUGAGAACUGGCCGAAGCUGAAAGCAGUCAUAAUGGAGGAAUGGGAUGAGAAGAACAGAGAGGUCCUAAUAGAUCUUUUUGGGAAGAUCAGGGAUGAAUGGAUUGAGAAUGAUCUGGCUACAUGGAUUGGUGCAAAUAGACUGUAUCCUGGGGUUUCAGAUGCUCUGAGAUUUACAAGCUCAAAGAUAUACAUAGUUACCACAAAACAGAGCCGAUUUGCAGAUGCACUACUGCGAGAGCUUGCUGGUGUGACUAUACCACCUGAAAGAAUUUAUGGACUUGGGACUGGCCCAAAGGUGGAGGUGCUCAAGAUGCUUCAGAAACUACCAGAACAUCAGGGACUUGCUCUACACUUUGUAGAGGACCGACUUGCUACUCUGAAAAAUGUCAUCAAGGAGCCAGAGUUGGACGGUUGGAACUUGUAUCUAGGUGACUGGGGUUACAACACCAAGAAAGAAAGGGAAGAAGCAGCAACUAUCCCAAGGAUUCGUGUGCUUGAACUGUCUGAAUUCAGUAAGAAGCUAAAAUAGAUUCACAAUUUGUUUGAAUGUAGUUACCCAUUGUCUUCUUUCGUGCAAUUGUGCUCGGCAUUUCUACUUGCGCAAAACACUUAGAAGCCCAAAAUUAUUCUUGUAGACAUAUUCUUAAAAGUACUACACAAGGAGUUACCAAUUACAUGUUUUAUUGUAAUAUCUAAUUA
This is a messenger RNA of Beta vulgaris subsp. vulgaris (sugar beet), 1062 nucleotides long. RefSeq lists its product as hypothetical. Gene Ontology annotation, biological process: SNARE complex assembly. Bases 83 to 892 code for a protein of 269 amino acids. Gene Ontology annotation, molecular function: SNARE binding. Lineage: Eukaryota; Viridiplantae; Streptophyta; Magnoliopsida; Caryophyllales; Amaranthaceae. Gene Ontology annotation, cellular component: endosome; lytic vacuole. The transcript has 9 exons. The record is from RefSeq and is a predicted model, not a curated record.